This is a messenger RNA of Maudiozyma barnettii, 1668 nucleotides long. RefSeq names its product dolichyl-P-Man:Man(7)GlcNAc(2)-PP-dolichol alpha-1,6-mannosyltransferase (gene ALG12). Gene Ontology annotation, molecular function: alpha-1,6-mannosyltransferase activity. The record is from RefSeq and is a predicted model, not a curated record. NCBI's taxonomy places the organism in Eukaryota, Fungi, Ascomycota, Saccharomycetes, Saccharomycetales, Saccharomycetaceae. Gene Ontology annotation, cellular component: endoplasmic reticulum membrane. The transcript has a single exon. The coding region runs from base 1 to 1668 and encodes 555 amino acids. Gene Ontology annotation, biological process: protein N-linked glycosylation.
AUGACGUGGACAUUUUUAGAAUCUGCCUUACUAGUGAUAGCAUCUCUACACCUGAUUAAAGCCCCAUACACUAAAGUAGAAGAAAGUUUUAAUCUUCAAGCUAUUCAUGAUAUUAUUAACUACGGGGUAUUUGAUAUAUCUAAGUAUGAUCAUUUGCAAUUUCCGGGUGCAGUUCCCAGAACCUUUAUUGGUGCUCUGAUUGUUUCAGGAUGUUUAAAACCUUUCUUAUGGAUCUCCAGUUUAUGGAAUGGAUCAGAUGCUCUCCCAACUCAAUUGGAGACUCAGUUAUUGGCUAGAGGUGUAAUUGCUCUGAUAAAUUGUCUUUCUAUCAUAUACUUAAAGGAACAAUAUCAAGCACUUGUCGAUAGGGAGUCUGGUGCUGCAGAGGAUGAUGAAGGAAAUAAGAUUAACACACAUGUGAAGAAUGAUUUCUCUUUCACAAGUGCAGGUAACUGGUUUUUAUUGUUCUUCAUGUCUAGUUUCCAUAUGAUGUUCUAUUGUUCUAGACCAUUGCCUAAUUUUGUCGUUGCUUUCAGUUUAACUAAUUUGGCUUUGGCUAUGGUAUUAAAGGGUAAAUACGAAUGGUCUAUCGGUAUUCUUGCGUUUGCAUCUGUUGUUUUUAGAUUGGAAAUUGCUGCAUUGGGAGUUGGUAUUACAUUGUGCUGUAUCUAUUUCAAGAAAGUUUCAAUUUUUAAAGCUAUUAGAUUUGGUGUAAUGGGUCUAUCCUUAGGUAUAAGUUUAUCCCUGUUUGUCGAUUCAUACUUCUGGAAAAACUGGGGGAUCCCUGAAAUUGAUUCUUUUAUCUUUAAUGUUGUUGAAGGGAAUUCUUCCAAUUGGGGGACUGAAUCUUUCUUUGCGUACUUUAACAAAUAUGUUCCAAUGUUAUUCUUACCACCAACAGCGUUGAUAUUAAACUAUGCUGCAUUGAAAUUUGCACCAACCGAUUUAAAGAUUGUUGCCUUUGCAAGUUAUUUCCAUAUUUUAAUUUUAUCUUUACAACCUCAUAAAGAAUGGAGAUUUAUUGUUUACGCAGUACCAUCUAUCAUGCUAUUGGGUUCGUUGUCGGCUGCAUAUCUUUGGGAGAACGUUAAAGUUGAAAAUUUCAUGAAUGCGUUAUAUUUGAUUUCUUUACCAGCUACUCCAUUGAUUUCUUUUAUUCUUUCGAUGUUAUUCCUAUAUAUUUCUCGUAUGAAUUAUCCAGGUGGUGAUGCGUUGUUUUCUUUCAAUAAUUAUAUCAUCAAUCAUAAUGUAACGGAUGUCACAGUACAUAUCAGUGUUCCUCCAUGUAUGACUGGUGUUUCAUUGUUUGGUGAACUGGACUAUGAUAGAUAUGCUGUCACUUAUGAUAGAACUGAGAACAUUCAAUCGUUGACUUCCUUGUGGAAAACUUUUGAUUAUGCAAUUCUAUUGGAAUCUUCGAUGGAUUCAUUUCAGUUAGAUACAGCUAAGGAUAACGAAUGGGAGAUUAUUCAAACCACUCAAAUGUUUAUGGGUUUGAAUUAUACUUAUAUUAAUGAUUUGUUUUUUGAUGAAGAAAGAAAUAUUCCAGAGAUCUUUAGAGUAGCUUUUACUAAUAGAACUAUCGGUCCAUUCUUUACCGACUUAGUAGAAAACUCAAUUGUGAAAUCUGAUAUUUUCUACACUUACAAGAGAAUAAGUAAGGAUUGA